AAUAAUGAAAAGAUUUCUACAAAUUCUUUGAGUUCUUCUUCUUCUUCUUCUUCUCCUCAUUCUUCUGAUUAACACAUUCAACACCUUUAUUCUCUUGUAAGUAACACAUCACACGAACUAUGUAAAAAGAGAAAGCAAUCAGAUUCAAAAUCUUAACCUUACACACCAAAUGGACUCACCGUCUCCGCCACCACCGGAAUCCAUCUUCUUAGAAGACUUCGGUCAAAAAGUUGACCUCACACGGCGGAUCCGUGAGGUCCUUUUGAACUACCCCGAGGGUACAACUGUCUUAAAAGAACUCAUUCAAAAUGCCGAUGACGCCGGCGCCACUAAAGUCCGCCUCUGCCUCGACCGCCGCCUCCACCGCUCAGACUCCAUCAUAUCCACUUCCUUAUCCCAGUGGCAAGGCCCUGCUCUCUUAGCCUACAACGACGCUGUUUUCACAGAGGAAGAUUUCGUUAGUAUAUCGAGAAUCGGAGGCAGUGCUAAACACGGUCAAGCAUGGAAAACCGGCCGUUUCGGUGUCGGUUUUAAUUCGGUUUACCAUUUGACAGAUUUACCUUCUUUUGUUAGCGGAAAGUACAUAGUGUUAUUUGAUCCUCAAGGAGUUCAUCUUCCAAAUGUUUCAACAUCGAAUCCUGGUAAAAGAAUCGAUUUCGUUUCUUCUUCAGCGAUUAAUUUUUAUGAUGACCAGUUCUCUCCGUACAUUGCAUUCGGUUGUGAUAUGAAGUCUUCCUUCAAUGGAACUCUCUUUCGUUUCCCUUUGAGAAAUGCAAAUCAAGCAGCCACGAGUAAGCUUUCGCGACAAGCUUAUUUAGAAGACGACGUUUUGUCUAUGUUUGGUCAGCUUUUUGAAGAAGGAAUCUUCUCUCUGUUGUUUCUAAAAAGUGUGUUAGCUGUUGAAAUGUAUGUGUGGGAGAUUGGAGAGAGUGAGCCCAGGAAGCUGUAUUCAUGCUGUGUUAGUGGUGUAAAUGAGAAACUUAUUUGGCAUCGACAGGCAAUUUUAAGGAUGUCGAAAAAGAGGGAGAAGGAGAGUGAGAUGGAUGGGUAUGAGGUGGAGUUUUUGUGUGAGGAGUUUGUUGGCAGUGAAGUUAAGAAGAGGAGUUAUAGGUUUUAUAUAGUACAAACUAUGGCAUCGGUUAAUAGUAGAAUUGCUUCUUUUGCUGCUACUGCUUCUAAAGAAUACGACAUUCACCUCUUACCAUGGGCUUCUGUUGCAGCUUGCAUUUCAGAUGGUUUAUCCGAUAAUGAUGAUCUGAAGCUCGGUCGAGCAUUUUGUUUUCUUCCACUGCCUGUAAGAACUGGACUGAAUGUGCAAGUUAAUGGGUACUUUGAGGUUUCUUCAAAUCGCCGUGGCAUUUGGUAUGGAGCAGAUAUGGAUAGAAGUGGAAAAGUUCGCUCUAUAUGGAAUAGACUUCUUUUGGAAGAUGUAGUAGCCCCUGCCUUUAAGUAUUUGCUGCUUGGUGUGCAAGGGCUGCUAGGAUCAACAGAUUCAUACUAUUCCUUAUGGCCUACUGGCACUUUUGAAGAACCUUGGAAUGUUUUGGUUGAGCAUAUAUACAGAAAAGUUAGUGAUGUGCGUGUAUUGCAUUCAGAAUUUGAAGGCGGAAUUUGGGUGACGCCGGUUGAAGCCUUCCUUCACGACAAGGAGUUCACUAAAAGCAAGGAACUUGGUGAAGUCUUACUGAAAUUAGGAAUGCCUAUUGUCCACUUGCCCAUUGUCUUGUUUGAUAUGCUUUUGAAAUAUGCUUCCUGUUUUGAGCAAAAAGUGGUUACUCCUGAGGCAGUACGUCAUUUUCUUAGGGAAUGCAAAACCCUUGUGACAUUGAGCAAAUCUUACAAGCUUGUAUUAUUGGAAUAUUGUCUUGAGGACUUAAUUGAUGCUGAUGUUGGUUUGCAUGCACGGGACUUGCCACUUCUUCCUUUAGCAAAUGGGGAUUUUGGGUCAUUCUCUGAAGCUUCCAAGGGGACCUCUUAUUUUAUUUGCAAUGAGUUAGAAUUCAGAUUGCUUGAACAAAUAUCUGAAAGAAUUAUUGAUCGUUGUAUUCCCAUACACAUACUAAGCAGACUUUUUGCUAUUGCAGAGUCAUCAAAAGCAAAUCUUAUGGUUUUUAGUAUUACUGGUCUCCUUAGCUUAUUCCCUAGAUUUGUACCUGCUGAUUGGAGAUGUAAAAGUAAAGUAUUGUGGGACCCUGGAUCUUGUAAUGAUCACCCGUCUUCAUCAUGGUUUAAGCUGUUCUGGCAAUAUCUUCAGAAUCACUGCAAAAGGUUGUCCCUGUUUGGCGAUUGGCCCAUCUUGCCAUCCACAUCUGGCCACCUGUAUAGACCUUCUAGACAGUCGAAACUAAUAAGAGCAGAUAAACUUCCCCUUUCAGUUCAUGAUGCUCUCAAUAAGAUUGGAUGCAAAAUAUUAAAUACAGCUUAUGGAGUUGAACAUCCUGAUUUGUCUCUUUAUGUAAGUGAAGCUACUUUUGCAGAUAUCUUGGAAUCAAUUAUUGAUGCGACCUCUUCAAAUGGUGGUAUAGUGCGAGCAUUUCAUAAUUUGAGAGCUGAAGAAAGGGAUGAACUUCGAAGGUUUCUCCUCGAUCCGAAAUGGUACAUGGCAGACUACAAUGAUGGUUCUAUCAUAAGAAAUUGUAAGAUGCUUCCCAUCUAUAAAAUUUAUGGUGGAGGAUCUUAUGCAGAUGUUCUUUUCUCUGAUCUAGAAAAUUCGCAAAAGUACUUACCACCAUUAAAUGUUCCUGACAACUUCCUGGGUUCUGAGUUUAUUAUGACCUCAUCAAAAAUUGAAGAAGAGAUUUUGGGGAGAUAUUAUGGAAUUGAGAGAAUGGGGAAGGCGCGCUUCUACAGGGAACAGGUUUUUGAUAAUAUCAAGGAGUUGCAACCUGAAGUUCGUGACAAUAUUAUGCUUUCUGUUUUGCAAAAUUUGCCUCAAUUGUGUGUAGAGGAUGUAACUUUCAGGGAAAUUGUGAAAAAUUUGGAAUUUGUGCCAACCUUUAGUGGUUCUAUUAAGUCUCCUGCAGUGCUCUAUGAUCCUCGUAAUGAGGAGUUAUGUGCUUUAUUAGAUGAUUUCGAUGGCUUUCCUUCUGGUGUUUUCCAAGAACCUGACAUUCUGGACAUGCUACAUGCUUUGGGCCUCAGAACAUCUGUUUCUCCUGAGACAGUCAUAGAAAGUGCUCGUCAAGUAGAAAAACUAAUGCAUGAGGAUCAACAAAAAGCACAUUCAAGAGGUAAAGUGCUUAUUUCUUACUUAGAAGUAAAUGCUAUGAAGUGGCUAUCCAACCAGAUAAAUGAUGAUCAAGGAACUGUUAACAGAAUUUUUUCACGAGCUGCAACUGCAUUUAGACCUCGCAACUUGAAAUCUGAUCUUGAAAAUUUCUGGAAUGACCUGCGGAUGAUUUGUUGGUGCCCCGUAAUGGUUUCUGCUCCAUUUCAGACUUUGCCAUGGCCUGUUGUAUCAUCUACAGUUGCUCCACCUAAGCUUGUUAGAUUACAAACAGACCUGUGGCUUGUUUCAGCCAGCAUGAGAAUACUGAACUGUGAAUGCUCUUCCACUGCAUUAUCAUAUAACCUUGGAUGGUUAUCUCCCCCUGGAGGAAGUGCACUUGCUGCUCAGUUACUUGAGCUUGGAAAAAACAAUGAGAUUGUGAAUGAUCAGGUGCUCCGGCAGGAAUUAGCCUUGGCAAUGCCAAAGAUUUAUUCAAUAAUGAUGAGCUUGAUUGGUACAGAUGAGAUGGACAUUAUGAAGGCUGUUCUUGAAGGAUCUCGUUGGAUUUGGGUGGGAGAUGGGUUUGCUACUGCAGAUGAGGUUGUUCUUGAUGGUCCUUUUCAUUUGGCUCCUUAUAUUCGUGUUGUACCUGUUGAUUUAGCUGUUUUCAGAGACUUAUUUUUGGAGUUGGGCGUUCAAGAGUAUUUUAAGCCCAUAGAUUAUGCUAAUAUUCUAGCUAGAAUGGCUCUGAGGAAAGGUUCCUGUCCGCUAGAUGUACAAGAAGUCAGGGCAGCAGUAAUGAUUGUUCAGCAUCUGGCUGAAGUUCAAUUUCAUGCACAAGAAGUUAAAAUUUAUUUACCAGAUAUUUCAGGAAGGCUAUUCCCUCCCAAUGAUUUAGUUUACAAUGAUGCUCCCUGGUUGCUUGGCUCGGACAUCUCCGCUAGCACAUUUGGUGCAUCUUCUGUGGCUUUAAAUGCUAAAAGAACAGUCCAGAAAUUUGUCCAUGGAAAUAUCUCUAAUGAAGUUGCAGAGAAGCUUGGCGUCUGCUCACUCCGUCGGAUCUUACUUGCUGAGAAUGCUGAUUCGAUGAAUUUUGGUUUAUCUGGGGCGGCUGAAGCUUUUGGACAGCAUGAAGCAUUGACUACAAGACUUAAACAUAUACUUGAGAUGUACGCAGAUGGUCCUGGGAUUCUUUUUGAACUGGUCCAAAAUGCUGAGGAUGCUGGGGCUUCAGAAGUGAUUUUUCUUUUGGAUAAAACUCAAUAUGGGACUUCUUCUGUUCUCUCUCCAGAAAUGGCAGAUUGGCAAGGCCCUGCACUUUAUUGUUUCAAUGACUCUGUUUUCAGUCCACAGGAUCUAUAUGCGAUCUCUCGUAUUGGUCAAGAGAGCAAACUGGAGAAACCUCUUGCAAUUGGUAGAUUUGGGCUUGGGUUUAAUUGUGUUUAUCAUUUUACAGAUAUACCUACAUUUGUUUCUGGGGAAAAUAUUGUUAUGUUUGAUCCUCAUGCCUGUAACUUGCCUGGGAUCUCUCCUUCCCACCCUGGUUUAAGAAUUAAAUUUGCAGGGAGAAAGAUUUUGGAACAAUUUCCUGAUCAGUUCUCUCCAUUCUUGCACUUUGGCUGUGAUUUGCAGCAUUCUUUUCCCGGUACCCUCUUUCGUUUUCCUCUUAGAAGCUCUGCAAUUGCCCUGCGUAGCCAGAUAAAGAAAGAAGGAUAUGCACCUGAAGAUGUCAUGUCUCUCUUUGAAUCCUUUUCUGGGAUUGUUUCUGAUGCUUUGCUUUUUCUCCGCAAUGUGAAAAGCAUCUCUAUCUUUGUGAAGGAAGGAAAUGCUUAUGAAAUGCAACUCUUGCAUCGUGUGCACAGAAAUUGCAUUGUUGAGCCAGAGAUGGAGUUCAGUUCAAUGAAUGAUGUAUUUAGUCUUAUUAAUGGUAGUCAAUGUAAUGGAUUGGAUAAAGAUCAGUUGCUGCAAAAGUUGAGCAAAUCCAUGAAUAGGGAUUUGCCAUAUAGGUGUCAGAAGAUUGUAGUGACAGAGGAAAAACCAUCUGGGGUCUUUUCACACUGUUGGAUAACUGGUGAGUGUUUAGGUUGUGGACAAGCAAAGAGCAGCUCUACAGUUGCUAAUCACAAAUCUCAUAAAUCAAUUCCAUGGGCUUGUGUUGCUGCAUAUAUACAGUCUAUCAAGAGGGAUGGGGAAUCGAGCGAUAUCUUGAAUACAGAGGCUUGUACUUCUGAUAUGUUCCUAGUUUCUGAGGCUUCCGUGCAACAAAGGAAGAACUUUGAGGGUCGUGCCUUCUGCUUCUUGCCACUGCCAAUCAACACUGGGCUGCCAACACAUAUCAAUUCAUAUUUUGAAUUGUCAUCUAACAGGAGAGACAUCUGGUUUGGUAAUGACAUGGCAGGGGGUGGGAAAAAACGGUCUGACUGGAACAUGUACAUCCUUGAAAAUGUUAUUGCUCCUGCUUAUGGUCAUUUGCUUGAGAAAAUUGCACUGGAGAUUGGCCCAUGUGAUUUGUUCUUUUCAUAUUGGCCAACAGCAACUGGUUUGGAGCCUUGGGCAUCAAUGGUGCGGAAGGUAUACAGUUUCAUUGCAGAAUCUGGUCUUCGUGUAUUUUAUACAAAAGUUAGACAGGGCCAGUGGGUUGCUGCCAAACAAGUGCUUUUUCCUGAUUUUAACUUUCAUAAGACAUGGGAGCUUGUAGAAGCAUUAGCAGAUGCUGGUCUACCUCUUGUGGCUGUUUCCAAGGCACUCGUAGAGAGAUUUAUGGAAGCCUGCCCAUCUUUGAACUUUCUGACACCGCAGUUGUUAAGAACACUGUUGAUUCGGAGGAAACGUGGUUUCAAGGACAGAAUUUCAAUGCUCCUCACCCUUGAAUAUUGUUUGCUUGAUUUAAAUGUUCCCAUUCAACCUCAAAAUCUGUAUGGUCUAACAUUGCUGCCUCUUGCUAAUGGUUCAUUUGCAACAUUUGAGAAAAAUGGAUCUGGUGAAAGAAUUUAUAUCUCACGGGGCAGCGAAUAUGGUCUCCUCGAGGAUUCAAUUCCGCAUCAGCUUGUGGACUGUGAAAUUCCAGAAGUUGUUUAUGGAAAGCUAUGCAACAUAGCUGAGAGUGAUAAAUCAAAUAUUUGUUUUCUGUCUUGCAAUUUACUUGAGAAGCUCUUUGUGAAGUUACUUCCAGUUGAGUGGCAGCUUUCCAAAAAGGUAACUUGGAUCCCUGGUAAUCAGGGCCAACCAAGUUUAGAAUGGAUAAGAUUGCUGUGGAGCUAUCUAAAGUCAUGGUGUGAUGAUCUCUCAAUAUUUUCUAGCUGGCCAAUACUACCUGUUGGCGAAAAUUAUCUUUUGCAGUUGGUUCCAAAUUCUAAUGUGAUUAGAGAUGAUGGGUGGAGUGAAAACAUGUCUUCUUUGUUGCUCAAAGUAGGAUGUGUGUUCUUAAGGCGUGACCUACAAAUUGAACAUCCAGGCUUGGGAAACUAUGUGCAGUCUCCAACAGCAGCAGGAAUAUUGAAUGCAUUUCUGGCGAUUGCUGGUAAACAAGAGAACGUUGAGGAGCUUUUUGCUGCUGCAUCAGAGAGUGAGCUGCAUGAACUACGGAGUUUUGUUCUUCAGUCUAAGUGGUUCUUUGUAGAGCAAAUGGAUGACCAUUGUAUUGAUGUCAUCAAACACCUUCCUGUAUUUGAGUCUCACACAAGUAGAAAAUUAGUCAGUCUGAGUAAACCUGCCAAAUGGCUUAAGCCAAAUGGUGUUCGGGAGGAUCUCCUGGAUGAUGAUUUUGUGCGCACUGAAUCAGAAAGAGAGAGAAUUAUUUUGACAAGGUACUUAGAGAUCAGAGAGCCAUCAACAGCGGAAUUUUACAAGACUUUUGUACUUAAUCGCAUGUCAGAAUUCCUUUCACAGAGAGAGGUUCUUGCUGCCAUUCUAAAUGAUGUGAAGCUGUUGAUCAACAAUGAUAUUUCCAUCAAAUCCACACUUUGUAUGACACCUUUCGUAUUGGCUGCGAACGGAAUGUGGCGACAGCCAUCUAGGCUCUAUGAUCCCCGUGUUCCUGAGCUACAUAAGAUGCUCCAUAGUGGCUUUUUCCCUUCCAAGGAAUUCUCAGAUCCAGAAACUCUGGAGACUUUAGUUAUUCUUGGGCUAAAAAGAACUCUAGGCUUAUCUGGUUUUCUUGAUUGUGCUAGAUCAGUGUCUACAUUGCAUGAUUCUGGUAACUCAGAAGCAGUGAGUUAUGCGAGAAGGUUAGUUACCUGUUUAAAUGCUCUUGCAGUUAAGCUGUCUGCUGACGAGAAAAAAGGCAAUUGCAAUCAGUUGCAGUGUAAUUUGGAUUAUCAGGAUAAUUGUGUUGCACAUGAUGAUGCUGCAUUUCUGGGCUGUCUUGAGAGAGAUAAGAAUCACUUCGAAGAUGCACUAGACAUUGACUAUCUCUUGAGCAACUUGGUUGAUGAUAAGCCAGAAGAUGAAUUUUGGUCUGAAAUCAAGACUAUUGAUUGGUGUCCUGUUUAUAUCGAUCCACCCUUACCAGGACUGCCUUGGUUAAAACCUAAGAAGCAAGUAGCAUGUCCAAACAUUGUGAGACCUAAAUCACAGAUAUGGACAGUUUCUUGUGCUAUGCAUAUACUAGAUGAUGACAGUGUCUCAAAUUGCCUACAACUGAGACUUGGUUGGAUGGAUCGUCCAAAGGUAGAUGUUCUAUCGUUGCAAUUGAGUGAACUAUCCAAGUCCUACAAUAAGCUAAAGCUCAACUCUUCUUUGAGGCUCAAUCUCGAUGCUGCAAUGCAGAAGGGAAUUCUAACACUUUAUUCUAGGUUGCAAGAAUAUAUUGGCACCGAUGAAUUUAUUAUGUUGAAGUCAGCUUUGGAUGGUGUUUCCUGGAUUUGGAUUGGUGAUGAUUUUGUAUCCCCAAAUUUACUUGCAUUUAAUUCCCCAGUGAAAUUCACCCCGUACUUGUAUGUUGUUCCAUCUGAACUAUUGGAAUUUAGAGAACUGCUCCUGGGAAUAGGUGUAAGACUUAGUUUUGAUAUUUGGGAUUACUUUCAUGUUCUGCAACGGUUACAAAAUGAUGUAAAAGGGUGCCCCCUAUCAACUGAUCAGUUAAGUUUUGUCCAGUGUGUCCUUGAAGCUGUUGCAGACUGCAGCCUGGAUAACCCAUUAUUUGAGGAUUCUAACACCUCAUUAUUAAUGCCGGAUUCUUCUGGAAUUCUGAUGUGUUCUAGGGAUCUUAUCUAUAAUGAUGCACCGUGGAUUGAAAACUGUGCUCUGGUUGGGAAACACUUUGUACAUCCAAGUAUCAGCAAUGAUUUGGCAAAUAGGUUGGGGGUGAAGUCACUCCGCUGUGUCUCUUUGGUGGAUGAAGAUAUGACUAAAGAUUUGCCAUGCAUGGAUCGUGCAAAGAUAAAUGAACUUCUAGCGUUGUACGGGAACAGUGAUUUCUUGUUGUUUGACCUUCUUGAGUUGGCAGAUUGCUGCAAAGCCAAAAAAUUACACCUAAUAUUUGACAAGAGGGAGCAUCCUCGGCAGUCUUUGUUGCAGCAAAAUUUAGGUGAAUUCCAAGGGCCUGCUUUAGUUGCCAUUUUGGAAGGUGUGAGCUUGAAUAGAGAGGAUGUUAGCAGCCUUCAGCUUCUUCCUCCAUGGAGACUUCGGGGCAAUACACUUAACUAUGGCUUGGGACUUCUUAGCUGUUACUUUAUAUGUGAUCUCCUGUCAGUUAUAUCUGGUGGCUACUUUUAUAUGUUUGAUCCUUGUGGUCUGGCACUUGGUGUACCUUCAAGUCAUACUCCUGCAGCAAAAAUGUUUUCUUUGAUAGGUACAAAUUUGACCGAACGUUUUUCUGAUCAAUUUAAUCCUAUGCUGAUUGGUGAAAAAAAAUCAUGGUUAUCACAAGAUUCUACUAUUAUCCGCAUGCCUUUAUCGUCAGAAUGUCUUAAAAAUGGGCUUGAGUUGGGAUUGAAGAGAGUGAAGCAAAUAUUUGACAGAUUCAUGGAGCAUGGAUCCAGGACACUUAUUUUCUUGAAGUCAGUUCUGCAGGUGUCACUCUCCACAUGGGAUGGAGGAGGUACACAACCAUGCCAAAACUAUUCAGUUUGUGUUGAUUCAUUAUCUGCGACCAUGAGAAACCCCUUUUCAGAGAAGAAGUGGAAGAAGUUCCAAUUUUCAAGGCUAUUUAGCAGCUCAAAUUCCGCCGUGAAAUUUCACGUGAUAGAUGUGAAUUUACAUGAAGGUGCUACAGCUAAUACAGUUGUUGACCGAUGGCUUGUUGUCCUUAGCCUUGGUUCUGGGCAAACAAGAAAUAUGGCUCUUGAUAGGAGAUACCUGGCAUACAGUUUGACACCUGUUGCUGGAGUUGCAGCGCAUAUAUCAAGAAAUGGUCACCCUGUUGACGUGCAUCUGAAAAGCUCUGUUAUGUCCCCUCUUCCUUUAUCUGGCAGUGUAGCUUUACCUGUUGUUAUCCUUGGAUGUUUCCUUGUGCGUCACUGUGGUGGUCGUUCUCUCCUCAAGUACCAGGGUAGAGGAACUUCAUUGGAAGCACAAGCUGAUGCUGGGGAUCAGUUGAUUGAAGCUUGGAACAGGGAAUUAAUGUCCUGUGUUUGUGAUUCCUACAUUGAAAUGGUGGUGGAAAUGCAGAAGUUAAGAAGAGAACCUUCAAGUUCAGCUAUUGAAUCAAGUGUGGGUCAUGCUGCUGCCCUGUCUUUGAAGGCAUAUGGAGAUUGUACUUAUUCCUUUUGGCCAAGGUCUAAGGGGGAUGCUUUGAUUGAUAAGCCUGAAGAUGCCAAUAAUGUAGUUCAAAUGGAAGUUCUUAAAGCAGACUGGGAAUGCCUGAUUGAACAAGUAAUAAGGCCAUUCUAUGCUCGUCUUGCUGAUCUUCCUGUGUGGCAGCUGUAUUCUGGAAGUUUUGUUAAGUCUGAAGAGGGGAUGUUUCUUUCACAACCUGGAAAUGGUGUAGCUAGUAAUUUGCUUCCAGCUACAGUUUGUGGUUUUGUGAAGGAACAUUAUCCUGUGUUUUCUGUACCUUGGGAACUGGUGACUGAAAUCCAAGCUGUAGGGGUUACAAUUAGGGAAAUUAAACCUAAAAUGGUUCGUGAUCUUCUGAGGAUGUCGUCAACAUCUUUUGCUCUUCAAUCAGUUGAUACCUAUGCAGAUGUCCUUCAAUACUGCUUGUCUGAUAUUGAGUUCCCGCAGUUAUCUGAUACAUCAGUUUACCCUGUUAACUCCAAUGCAGUGCAUAGAACCGCUACUGACAGGGGCAACAGUUUUGCUUCAGUAUCAACACCCAAUCUGCAGAAUUUUCAUGGUUUGCGAUCCCAGAGCUCAGCCAGUUCGGGGGAUGCGCUUGAACUGGUGACAAGUUUGGGGAAGGCUUUAUUUGAUUUUGGCCGGGGAGUUGUUGAUGACAUUGGUAAGGCUGGAGGGCCUAUAACUCAAAGGAACACCAUUUCAGAUGGCGGCUAUGGAAAUGGGAAUCCUUUGAUUUUACAGGUUGUUGCUGAGCUUAGAGGCUUACCAUGUCCAACUGCUACUAAUAAUUUAGCUCGGUUAGGAGUUGCUGAGCUUUGGCUUGGUGACAAGGAUCAACUCGCCCUCAUGAUGCCUUUGGCUGCAAAAUUUAUCCAUCCGAAACUGUUGGAUAGAUCUAUCCUGUUUGAUAUUUUCUCAAAAUGUGCCAUACAGUCAUUAUUAAGAUUGAAGAGUUUCUCUCUUCAUUUACUGGCUGGUCAAAUGAGAUUACUUUUUCAUGAGAACUGGGUGAAUCAUGUCAUGGGGUCAAAUAUGGCCCCAUGGUUUUCGUGGGAAAAUACAUCAACUUCUGUUGAUGAAGGUGGUCCUUCCCACGAAUGGAUAAGAUUGUUCUGGAAAUGUUUUACUGGUUCAUCAGAAGAACUCUUACUGUUUGCUGAUUGGCCCCUAGUUCCUGCUUUUCUUGGUAGGCCCAUCUUAUGCCGUGUAAAGGCACGCCAUCUGAUCUUCAUUCCUCCCCUUUUCACAGAUCCACACGCUGAAAAUGAUGUUUCAUAUAUGAGUGGCAUGCAAAGUGAUAGGACUGGAGUAUCCAUGAAUCAUUAUCCUGAAUAUGAAUUACAGUUAUACAUCUCAGCUUUUGAAUUAGCCAAAAGUCGGUAUCCUUGGUUAUUUUCUCUGCUGAACCAGUGCAAUAUACCUAUUUUUGAUGCUACUUUCAUUGCUUGUGCUGCGUCAUGUAAUUGUCUCCCUUCACUCAAUCAGUCACUGGGGCAAGUUAUUGCUUCCAAGCUUGUUGCGGCUAAACACGCUGGCUAUUUUGCUGAACUUGCAUCAUUUUCAGGUUCAGAUCGAGAUGAGCUUUUCAGUCUUUUUGCUCACGAUUUCUUUUCUAAUAGCUCCAAAUAUGGAACUGAAGAGCUUCAAGUAUUGCGUUGCCUACCUAUUUACAAAACAGUUGUUGGAUCCUAUAGCAGAUUGCACGACCAAGAUCAUUGUAUGAUCUCUUCAAAUUCAUUCCUAAAGCCAUCUGAUGAUCAUUGCCUUUCUUAUUCAACAGAUUCAAUUGAGUGUUCCAUUUUACGAGCCCUUGGGGUUCCUGAAUUACAUGAUCCACAAAUUUUGAUAAGGUUUGGGUUACCUGGAUUUGAUGCCAAACCUCAGCCAGAGCAGGAGGAUAUUUUAAUUUAUCUUUACACUAAUUGGCAAGAUCUUCAAACAGAUUCUUCUUUAAUUGAAGUUCUGAAGGAGACUACAUUUGUGAGGAAUGCAGAUGAAUUUUCCAUGGAUUUCUCAAGGCCCAAGGAUCUGUAUGAUCCUUGCGAUGCUUUAUUAACAUCUGUAUUUGCUGGUGAGAGAAAGAAAUUUCCUGGAGAAAGGUUUAGUACAGAUGGGUGGCUUCGUAUUUUAAGGAAAAUAGGUCUUCAAACUGCAGUUGAAGCAGAUGUAAUACUUGAAUGUGCUAAAAAAGUAGAAUCUCUUGGAAGUCAGUGCAUGAAAUCCAAGGGGGAUUUUGAUGAUUUUGUGAGGGACUCUAAUGAUGAAGUUUCUACAGAGAUAUGGACAUUAGCUGGAUCUGUCGUUGAAGCUGUGAUCUCAAACUUUGCUGUUCUUUUUGGCAAUAGUUUUUGUAAUGUCAUGGGUAAGAUUGCAUGUGUACCUGCUGAACUAGGAUUUCCCAGUGUUGGUGGCAAGAGAGUUCUUACUUCAUAUAAUGAAGCUAUUCUGUUGAAGGAUUGGCCUUUGGCUUGGAGUUGUUCUCCUAUUCUUACUAGACAAAAUGUUAUUCCACCCGAGUUCUCUUGGGGAGCACUUCACCUAAGGAGUCCUCCAGCUUUUUCAACAGUCCUAAAACAUCUGGAGGUUGUUGGAAGAAAUGGUGGUGAAGACACACUCGCUCAGUGGCCCACUACACCAGGUGUGAUGACAGUUGAUGAAGCUUUUUGUACAGUAUUAAGAUACCUGGAUAGAGUCUGGGGCUCCCUUUCUUCUUCAGAUUUAGAAAAACUGCAGAGAGUGGCAUUUCUGCCGACUGCAAAUGGAACACGCUUGGUGACAGCAAACUCUCUUUUUGUUCGCCUGACAAUUAACCUGUCACCAUUUGCUUUUGAACUUCCUACUUCAUAUCUUCCGUUUCUGAACAUUCUCAAAGAGUUGGGACUUCAGGAUGUGUUAUCAAUUGAUGCUGCAAAAGAUCUCCUAUUAAAUCUCCAAAAAGCUUGUGGAUACCAGCGAUUAAAUCCAAAUGAACUUCGUGCUGUAAUGGGAAUCUUGUAUUUUCUUUGUGAUGUGACAGUUGAGGGAAAUGCGUUUCAUGAAGUUGACUGGAAAUCUGAUGCAAUAGUCCCGGAUGAUGGUUGCAGACUAGUUCAUGCAAAAUCAUGUGUGUGUAUUGAUUCUUAUGGCUCUCGAUUCGUUAGACAUAUUGAUACAUCAAGGUUAAGAUUUGUUCACCCAGAUGUUCCAGAGAGAAUUUGUACAGCUUUGGGCAUCAGGAAAGUAUCUGAUGUUGUUGUAGAGGAACUUGAGGAGCAAGAAGAUUUGCAAACAUUGGAAUGUAUUGGGUCUCUUCCACUGGUACUCAUCAGAGAGAAGCUGUCAAGUAGAUCAUUUCAGAGUGCUGUAUGGAAUCUUGUAAAUAGCUUAGCUGGCUUUGUUCCUGCAACUGAUGAUUUACCUUUGGAAACCAUACAAAAGUUACUAGAAUUUGUUGCAGAAAGGUUGCAGUUUGUUAAAGUUCUCCAUACCCGGUUCCUGCUUCUUCCAAUGUCUCUAGAUAUCACCCUCAUUGAUAAGAAUUCUAUCAUUCCAGAAUGGGAGGGUGGAUCCAAACAUAGAAGCCUAUACUUUGUAGACCGAUUGCAGACCUCUAUUUUGGUUGCUGAACCACCUGCUUGUGUACCAGUUGUUGAUGUAAUUGCAGUUGUAAUAAGCCAGGUUUUGGGCUGCUCUGCUCCAUUACCCAUAGGAUCCCUAUUUUUAUGUCCUGGAGGCUUUGAAACUGCGAUUCUCAACAUAUUGAAACUUAAUUCUGAGAAAAGAGAAAUUGAAUCUACAAGUAAUAAAUUAGUAGGUAAGGAAAUACUGCCUGCAGAUGCUCUUCAAGUGCAGCUUCAUCCCUUAAGACCCUUCUAUAGGGGAGAAAUUGUGGCAUGGAGGUAUCAAAAUGGAGAGAAGUUGAAAUAUGGUAGGGUUCCGGAGGAUGUUAGACCAUUAGCUGGCCAAUCUCUUUACCGAUUAAAGGUGGAGACUGUGCUAGGAGUGGUUGAACCUAUUCUUUCUUCACAUGUCUUCUCAUUUAAAAGUAUAUCAAUUGAAAAUGAGUUAUCGUUAGCAACUUCGCCAGAUUUAAGUUAUUCUGCAGUUGAAAAGAGGACUCUCAUCGAGGUGCCAGAAAGUUCUGGAAGGGCCAAAACUAAAUCUCAGAAGGGUGGCAAAGAGCUCCAAUAUGGCCGAGUAUCAGCUGCAGAACUUAUCCAGGCAGUUCAUGAGAUGCUUUUGGCUGCAGGGAUCAGCAUGGAUGAGGAGAAGCAGUCUCUUCUGCGAAGAACGAUAUCUCUGCAGGAACAAUUGAAAGAGUCUCAAGCUGCAUUUCUUCUUGAACAGGAAAAGGCUGAUAUGGCAGCUAAAGAAGCUGAUACGGCAAAAGCAGCAUGGGUUUGUCGAGUCUGUUUGAGCAAUGAAGUCGACAUGACGAUUGUUCCCUGUGGUCAUGUUCUUUGCCGGAGAUGCUCAUCUGCUGUUUCUAGAUGUCCAUUCUGUCGGCUUCAGGUCAUAAAAACCAUUCGAGUUUUCCGGCCAUGAUCUACCACGUGAAACAGACCUUUCUCAUGCAUUUGGCGUCGGAACCUUUUUUCACCAAUAGAUGCUACAGUGUUAAUGUUUAGCUUCUGUUAGGGAAAGAUGGGAUACUGUAGAAAGAGAAAUCCCAUUAAUACCCAAUUAAUAACAUCAAAAUAGCUUAAGCUUGUCAACAUUUUAGGAGAUUAUAUGUAUGCAUUCAUUUCUCCUUGUGUAUAGUGAAUUUUCUUUGCUAUGUAUAUGAGAAAUUGAUAAAAGUAGUGUAUAGUUAUGCUCCAAUGUUUUCAUUUACCGAUUUA
Ricinus communis (castor bean) is the source of this 14748-nucleotide messenger RNA. Its product is annotated as sacsin. Lineage: Eukaryota; Viridiplantae; Streptophyta; Magnoliopsida; Malpighiales; Euphorbiaceae. The record is from RefSeq and is a predicted model, not a curated record. The transcript has 12 exons. The coding region runs from base 170 to 14452 and encodes 4760 amino acids. Gene Ontology annotation, molecular function: Hsp70 protein binding.